Haliotis rubra (blacklip abalone) is the source of this 5484-nucleotide messenger RNA. Its product is annotated as glutamate carboxypeptidase 2-like. The coding region runs from base 213 to 2378 and encodes 721 amino acids. The record is from RefSeq and is a predicted model, not a curated record. The transcript has 13 exons. Gene Ontology annotation, molecular function: carboxypeptidase activity. Lineage: Eukaryota; Metazoa; Mollusca; Gastropoda; Lepetellida; Haliotidae.
CCUGACUCCGUUACGUAACACCAGAGUGAACUUCUACCUUAGCGACUUAUGUCACUCAGGGAGUGAGCGCGUGCGACCGCUGACAGUCGACGGAAGCCAUUUGAACGACACCUGAACGCUGAGCUAUCAGCGGCAGGUGGCUUUUAAUAGCUGGACUCAGCGCGCGGGGAGAAGAGUCGGCUCACAAUACAGGUAGUAGUGCAACGCUCAACAUGGCGACUCCCGAUCGCUCGUACAGGAGGUAUCGUUCUUGGAAUGCCGAUAUCGACGAGAUGGGAAAUGAUGCCUUGUUAGAUUAUCCCUCGACAGAAAGUAUUCCCUCCAAACGACCACGAUGUGUGAGUCUUUGGACGUGUGUGUUAGCUGUUGUGACUGUCGUCAUUUUGUUUCUGCUGGGUUUCUGUCUUGGAUAUUAUAUCCGGGAGAGUCUCAACGCUGCACAGAUUCAAACUUUCGAUUGCGCCUCCUACCGUAAGGAUAAGUUCAACGAUUCAAAAUUGGAAAGUGUUCAUGAAAAGAUUAUGUAUUUUAUUGCGGAAGACCCCAGACGAAUUGGAGAGUUUGUAAGAGACUUUGGCAACAAUGACCCAAUCUCCCACAGUCCGCUGGAGAAGAGGUUAGAGCAGACUAUGGAGGAAGAAUUGGAGGAGUAUGAUUUUGACGAUGUAGACGUGCAGGAGUACAACAUCAUCACAACCUACCCUGACCCCAAGAAACCCAACAUCCUACAGCUGUUUGACAGCCAGGGAAAAAUAAAGGAUACUGUUUCCUUGAAGAACUCUCCUGUUGUUGAAGAUAGGAACACGGAAAAUUCAAGAGGGAGUGCACCUUACACUAAGUUCCCGUUUGUGGCAAACACGUUGGGAGGAAGUGUGAAGGGUGGUGUGUUCUAUGGACAUUAUGGCCGUUUGUCUGACUUGUUGACCUUCAAAGGUCAAGGUAUCAACAUCACAGAUCAAGUUUUGCUCCUUCGAUUAGGAGUAACAUCAGUUGCGGAAAAGCUCCAGGUAGCCCAAGAUGCAGGAGUGGCUGGGGUGCUGUUGUACUGGGACCCCCCUGGACAAGGAACUGGCGAUCAGUCCACCUUGUUCACUGUACCCACUCAGACAAUCUCGACCAAAAUGGCAGCCACAUUUCUAAGGGAGCUGCAAGGAGCUUCUGUUCCGACAACAUGGAAGGGUGGAUUCAAUAACACCUACAGAUACGGGUCAGGCAACUUUACAGUCAAGAUUACGACAUUUAACAAGAGGAAAGAAGUGUUUGUUAGGAACGUCGUGGGCAAACUCAGCGGUUAUUCAGAGCCUGACAAGUACGUGAUUGUUGGAGCUCCACGAUCGUCCUUCCCAGGGUCUUCCACGGAUGCUCUCGUCUCCACGACCAUGCUGCGACAGAUCGCCUGGAGUUUACAGUACAAGAAAACCGAUCAAUGGAAGCCAAGACGGGGGAUAAAGCUCAUAUCGUGGGGAGGGGCAGAGUUCUCCAAUGCUGGGAUGAGGGAGUACAUCAAGGCCAAUAUGCACCUCCUUGGCAGGAGAGCUGUUGCCUACUUCGAUCUGAGUGAACUUGCCACAGGGAACAAGACGAUCACCGCCACCGUCACACCAGCGUUGAGGAAGCUGCUGAACACCGCCGCUCACAGGGUUCCCAAUCCCUUGAACCCAGAGACCAUGAUCCUUGACGACUGGGACAGGAAGUCAGCUGUAGGCUCCUCACACUGGUCUCCGUUCAAACUCUACACACAGGAUGUAACACGCCAUCCCUUCCUUCAUCUCGCAGGUGUACCGGAAGUUCACCUUCAGUUUGAGGGCACCACCAUCGAGGCUCCAGGAAGCAUAGAUGACAUGAGAGAGCUUGAUAGUCAGCACCACUUCAAGUACCACAUCGCUGUCAGCCGGGUUGUUACCAUGGCGAUGAUGAAGCUGGUAGAUGACUACGUCCUGCCGUAUUCCAUCAACGACUACGCACAGACUCUGCACGUGGCAGUGUGGCAGACAUCUGAGGCAAUCAAGGAAUGUUCGGAAGAAUUCAGAGACCUAGAACCUGAGCUGACCGUCACAGACCUUCUGACUGAGACAACCACAGCGUUCAAGGACCUCAUUCAGAUCUACCGCAAAAACCAGGACAUCCUGGGAGUGAAAUCAAUCAAUGAAGUUAAAAUGUUGUUUGAACGAAUAUUCGUAACUGGUUACUCAGGAAAACGGUUUUCAACUCAUCACGUGUUGUAUCCAGCACUUCAUGAUGACAGCAGUAUUGAACAUGCUCAAGAAUUAUGUCGAGUUGCCAAGGAAACGAAAAAAUGGGAUAAAGUGGAUAAAUUUCAACAAAAACUGUACAGGGUCCUUCAUGAAGCCCUCCGAAGUUUGCGUAUGAAUGAGUGAAAGUAUUUCAUGUGCAUGCCACACAUGCAUGGGAUAGUGCAAUUACCUCCCUUGGCAGGAGCUAUUCUGCAAUUGAAGUUACAUUAUCAGUCAAUAUCUGAUCAGAGAAGAAUCUGUGAAGCAGAUGCCUUGAUUGGAAAGAGUUAUUUAUGUACCUGAAUUCGUAACCAGUGAACGUAUUUGCACACGUGAUAUGUGGAUACUGUUUUAUAAACAUUGUGUUCUUUGAUGAAGAUUUGUUAUACAGGAGUAUUCGUGGACCGACAGAAUCAUGGAAAAGUGAGAUGACAAUCAUUUUAACGAUAUCCCAAGAAGAUCUCUAUCUGGUACCAUAUACCCAACAACUUAUUCUGAUAAUUACUUACUGCAACAGGACUUGCAAGGAAUCUCUCAUUUUAUCUCAUUCAUGGACUCGGAAAGUAAAACUGCCCCCGGGCGAAUACUGGAUCUGAAUGUUGAUAGACACAAAUGUGAAUCUAUUCGUGCACAUAUUUUCAUGGUUCUCCUGUAGAGAGAAUAGAAGGCUUGCUCACCCAUCUUGGUUGGUAUUUUUGUGGGUUAGCGGAAAACACCUGAGUAAUCUCCCUUGUGAAGGAUCAUCCAGGUACAUUCAAACCCAGUGUUGAUGGGUUCAAACCUAGCCUCAGUGGCCACAUGAACCUUUGGGAUACUCCCACUGUCCUGCCACAAAUGACUGGUGACAACCGUAAAUGGCAAGACACAUUUUUUCUGUAUUUUUAAAGUGUUUUCUGUCUCAUGUGAUGCUGUGUAUCGACUCCAUAUGUAUAUAUUCAUCUGAGGAAGGUGCUAAUCCCCUGGUGUCCACACAUGUCAAAACAAUUUUGACGGAGUGUUUGUCUUCACAGUUUGAACUUUAUGCCAUAAUUGAAUUGCAUAUUUCUGUUGUAUGAUGAUUAUUACACCUUCAUGCUGUUGUCAUAUCAUGCCUAUAAUAUACCCAUCGUAACCAGCUGCUGUUUCUCAAAACCACCAAGAAUGGUUCAAACCAUGCCUCAACCCCACAAUAACCAGAUCCCUGCCGAACCAGACCCUACAUUAACCAGAUCCCUGCCAAACCAGACCCCACACUAACCAGAUUCCACCCAACCCGAUUGUGAUCUCAAUACUUACUUUGACCUUUCACUUAUACAUCAUCUUAACCCUGUGAUUCGUGACCCUGACCUAAAAUAUGACAUCACCUUGACCUUAACUAUUGCUGACCUUGAACCCAAAUUGUUGUUCCAACCGCAACCAUGACCCCUAUAAUGACAGUCACAUAACAAUUAUUCGUUUUAUUUAUUCACCUUCCUUGUCUAAAAGAUGGACCAGACUUUCGCAAACUGACAAAGAAGCCUAAACCCCACUUUUUCUAUUGACAAGGUUUUUUAUGUAAGUAAACUACAGUUGUUACACAUGCCAUGACAGUAACUUUUUUAUAAUGAAGUAAUUGGAAGAUCCUUAACUUUCUUUUAAAACCGUGUUACUUCAUGAAUUUCACCAAUCACAAAACUAUCUGAAAUGAACAGAAGAAUGUGGCUCUGUUCAACAGACUUUAUUGAGUAUGUGAGAGCACAUAUCUAUAAAUUUUCGAUUUCUUUUUCAAAAAUAUUUUCAGUAUUUAUUUCUUUCAAACAUGACAUAAGAUUGGCCUUAAAAAACGUAUACUACUAGAAGAAAAUGACAAUUUUCGAUUUGUUGUAUUAUUUUCUGGUACCUCCUGUUUUCCUGUGAAUACACAACAUUCUUUCAUUUGUAUAUACAUAACUCUGUAAUUUUUGUACAUCCAGGUGUAUCGAGAUGUAAUGUUGACCUCUGCUUGACCUUCUGUUAUCCCUGUAGAAUGUUGUGUAGAGCUUGCAGUGACCUGUCCUGUGUGGAUUUGGAGGUCAGAUUGGGUAUCCAGUUCUCAUUCACGUGACUGAUCGCUUGUCAUUGACUAUCAACAACUGGAACCUGGUGAUGAAACUAGCAGACGACACAGACCAGUUACAUCUAAAGUGUACAUUCCUGUACACUCCUGUGUACAGACAAGACAUUAGAUUAGAUGCUGCUAAUUCCUCGGGAGUUUCCAGAUUCUCGGUUUCAUAAAUGAUAAGAGUAGUCCUCAGAGUUAUCCCCCUUACACAAUGUGAUCAAAGCAUUAUGACUGUCACACAUCUGUGAGGAAGGCUGAGAGUUAUGUUCCUCUUUGUGCAACGAUCGCUUUGAUGAACUAGGUACAAAUUUACCACAGUAUACUUAGAUCAAACACUUUUAGAUGUCAAUAUUUUCAAAAUAAUCUGAUGACAUAGAAAUAUAUUGCAAUUUACAUGUGCCAAUUUACAGCCUCCAUUGGUAUUGAUGACAAGGGACUGUGAACUUGACCAAGUCAAUCCUAAGUAUAGUUUUGGUGCUAGUUGCUGUUUGUGACUGAAGAGCAUACAUAGGAACAUAUACCGGUACCAAAGAUAUGCCAGUAGUGCCAGGGUUAUUCAACAUAGCUGCUGGGUUUAAAGGCAUACCUACCUGUCUGACCAGUUUUGGCGAUAAUGAACAAAACACAUACAAUUGGUUGGCGUUAAAUCCCAAAAUUGCCUUGAUGUAAAUCUUUUUUCCACACGAACCAUGAGUACCUGUCUUCACUCAUAUGGUAACUGUAGAGUUCCUUGUGGUAAGGGAAAUGGAUUAAAUGGAAUGUGUUAUUAAUGCCACACAGCACAGGGCAGAAUGUAAUAAUAAUAUCUGGCACAGAAAAUGACACCUGAGUUCUUUACAACAAAGCAAACAACCACAUUCCAGUAUGUUUCAGCCUAUUUGUAAAUUUGAACCUUUUUGGAAAAAUAUAAACAUGUAAUUUUUGUGGUAAUUACUCAGAGAUGUCACUGAAGCCGUAACAGCAGUUGUCCAUCUUGGGGAGACCCUUUUGUCUUAUUAGUGGUGUUGUGCAUCAUUUUAAGAUAAUGUACAUCAUGUCAAGAGACGUUUUUUGAAUGUGGUUAGUGAAUGUUUAUUUGUCAAAUGUUUGUAAAUAGUGACGUGCUGAAGCUGUAUAAAGUCCUGCUUGAACAUUGCAUCAUCGUUUUGUACCGAAGGUAUUCAUCAGAUCACAUAAAACAUGCACAAACUA